GAGUUUCACUCUUGUCACCCAGGCGGGAGUGCAGUGGCAUGAUCUCGGCCCACUGCAACCUCCGUCUGCUGGGUUCAAGCGAUUCUUAUGUCCCAGCCGCCGAAGUAGCUGGGAUUACAGGUAUCCGCCACCAUGACCAGCUAAUUUUUGUAUUUUUAGUAGAGACGGGGUUUCGCUGUGUUGCCCAGGCUGGUCUCGAACUCCUGACCUCAGGUGAUCCCCCUGCCUCGGCCUUCCAAAGUGCUGGAAUUACAGGCAUGAGCCACCGCGCCCAGCCCGUUCCAUGGGAGUUUCUGCUAUAUUCUGGUUACUGGUUACUGACUGGCUGUCAGCAAUAGUGUACCUUUUUUUCCCACCUUGGCUUUUCUUUUAUCUCUUUUUGAGGUGUCUUUGAUGAGCAGAAAUUCUCAAUUGUAAUAUAGUUGAGUUUAGCAGUCAUAGCUUAUAUCUAAUAUUUUUUUCUAUUAUAUUUAAGAAACUCUUCCCAAUUCCAAAGUCAUUGGAAAUUCUCUAUCGUCUGCUGGACAUUUUGAAGUUCUUCUGCCUUUUGCUUUAGCACACCCAGAGUCUGCCAGGAGCUCACGCGUGUGGUGUCCUUGGGUAACCUGCCAUCUCAGCCCCUUUGCUGAAAUCCCCCUCCCUCCCAAACCCUGGUUUGCAGUGCUACCUGUUACACAUCAAGCUUCCAAAUCUGCAAGGGUCUGUUUCUGGGCUAUCUUUGGUCCCCAAAUUCCGCUUCUCUUAAUUUGCUUUAAGGAUAGUUGAGGACAUAAGCAGAUAUUUACUUACGGGAAUAUCCACUGAAGUUCUGAUGAUAGCAUUGAGGGAACGGGAAGCAUUCUAAAUGUUCCGGCAGUGGGAAGCAGGUGAAUGUUGGAGGGGAGGGUGUGUAGGUGCAGUGAGAUACUCUGUAGCCAGCAAAAAUGCGUUUGCUGAUGUGGCUAUAUGGUGAUAAUAUACAUGACAAAAAAAUAGCAAGGUCACAUAACAGUAUAUACAGUAUGGAUUCCAUGUUCAUAAAAAGAAAGUUGUAAGUUGAAAAAAACCUGUUAUCUUGCUUUCUCCUGUCCUGGUCACACUCAGGGUGAUUUGAUCUGGCUUCGACCCCAUCAGGCCACCAUGUCCGCUCUGGCAGGUCCUCGGUGACCCCCUGGUGGCUGCUUCCUUUAUCCUCGGCUCAGUUCUCAUUUAUGACCUCGCUGCUGCAUUGGACAUCACUGAUGCGAUCUUCUCGACGUGCUCUCUGCUCUCCUCCGCUUCUGCCCACUUUCUUCUUGUUCUCCUUUCUGGCUUUCCUUCCUUGGUAUUGGUGUCCCUGGGUUCCCAUUUCCCUGGGCCUCCGUGUACUCCAUGCUUUCUCCUUUGGGGCCCUUGGCAAGGCAUCUCCUGUGUUAAAACUUCUACAUCACAGACCUGCAGAACUGGCUGUCGCCUUACACUGAACUCCCCUGACGUCCUCGAGGCCCGCAGAGUCAGCACAUCCAGAAUGAAACCCACAUCCCCCCACUGAGCCACACUCUUUGGAGGCAUCCAGGAUUUCUGUCCUGUCUCCUCCCCUUCACCUCGGUCGAUUGUCACUUCUUUCUGAACAUUCCCAUGCCUGUGUCCAUCUCUCCCCUGCCACCCCAGACUCUUGUCAUCAACUCCCCCCUUAUGCGAGUUUCUGGAGUGUUCUGCCAGCCUCCACAUUUCACCCCUCUUCUUUCCCACACUGUGGCCACAGUCAGCUUUCCAGAGUGUAUUUCUGAGCCACCACCGGGCUCUGUCUGUAGCCCCAAGGAGCAGCUGCCGGCCUCUGCUUGCCCAGCCCCUCCUCCCUGGCCUGCUCAGGUACCUGUUGUCUCAGGCAAUUCCCUUAUGGGGCAUUGCUCACUGCCCUGUGCCCCACAUCCCAGAGCACUCUGGUGUGUACACAUCCGCCUUCCUCUGGUCUGAGCUCCUGGCCAUGCAGCCCUCAGAGCCCAGUGUAGUGACCAGCAUCUGGUGAUGCAGCCACGUGUCAGAGAGGGGGCAACCUCACCCUGUGCUUGGGCCUGCUAGUGCCUUUCAGACAGAGUCCAUUCCGGACUUUCCCUGCCUCCUGGUUUGAAGCCCUUUUCAAGGACAUUCUCAGAGCUGUCUUACUGUUAAGCAAGGACCACUGGAGACUUGUGCUUCCCCCCAAGCAGCUGCACGUGGUAGUCUUGGACCUGUGGGCUGGGCAUAUGUCUUGUCGGGUCAGUGGGUGGCCGUGGACCACACUCCAGCUCAGGCCCAGUGCUCUCGCCAACUUCCUCUGGGGAGCCCAGCACUGGGAUUGGUGUCUUGCCUGUGUUUGCUGGUGGGCACGUGUUCACUUUCCACCUGCUGCUCUCUGACUAGAGCUUAAGAGUUUUCUCGGUGCUGUGUGUGUUGCAAAUUUGUCUCUGAUUGGAAUAAGGGUAUCUUAGAUGGCUUGAACGACAGUUGGCCCUUUUGUUUGUGCAUAGAACCCAACAAAGUGACUCUAAGAGCCCGGUGGCCCGGCAUGGCCCGAGCGAACUGUGCAGGGACCUGGCCCUUUCACUCCUGACUCUGCUCUAGGGGGCAAGGAGAGGCCUCGUCAGCCUAGCAGCAUUUCCUGUGGGUGCCUUUCACAGCUGCCACGUGCAAAAUACAGCACAUUAUUUUGGGGUGUUAUUUUCUUGACCACUUUUGGUUCAUUGCUUUUGACUAAAUGUUUAAAAAUAUUCUGCAGCAUAUCUAUAGUACUCACAAGCAGCGAAUCAGGAGAAGAAAUGCAGUUUCUGAGAAGGCUUCAAAGAAAUAAUGGUCUUUAUCUUUUCCCCAGCCUUUUCCGCUGAAACCCACCAGUCUUUUUCUGAGCACUCUUGUUCUAUAAAUAAAGCAGCAGCUCUCCUUGGGCAGCCCAAGAUCGCAGACUCUCAUCCGCCCUCAGAAAGAUUGUGCGUGUGCGUGUGUGUAAGAGUAUGUGGUGCAACCAUCAUCAAAGAGGGGAUGCUGACCAAACAGAACAAUUCAUUCCAGCGAUCAAAAAGGAGAUACUUUAAGCUUCGAGGGCGAACGCUUUACUAUGCCAAAACGGCAAAGUCAAUCAUAUUUGAUGAGGUGGAUCUGACAGAUGCCAGCGUGGCUGAAUCCAGUACCAAAAACGUCAACAACAGUUUUACGGUCAUAACUCCAUGCAGGAAGCUCAUCUUGUGUGCUGAUAACAGAAAAGAAAUGGAAGAUUGGAUUGCAGCAUUAAAGACUGUGCAGAACAGGGAGCACUUUGAGCCCACCCAGUACAGCAUGGACCACUUCUCAGGGAUGCACAAUUGGUACGCCUGUUCCCACGCGAGGCCGACCUACUGCAAUGUGUGCCGUGAGGCUCUGUCUGGGGUCACGUCGCACGGGCUGUCCUGCGAGGUGUGCAAAUUUAAGGCCCACAAGCGCUGUGCUGUGCGUGCAACCAAUAACUGCAAGUGGACCACACUGGCCUCGAUCGGGAAGGACAUCAUUGAAGAUGCAGAUGGGAUUGCAAUGCCCCACCAGUGGUUGGAAGGAAACCUACCUGUGAGCGCCAAGUGCACUGUGUGCGACAAGACCUGUGGCAGUGUGCUGCGCCUGCAGGACUGGCGCUGCCUCUGGUGCAAGGCCAUGGUUCACACAUCGUGUAAAGAAUCCUUGCUGACCAAGUGCCCACUUGGCCUGUGCAAAGUGUCAGUCAUCCCACCCACGGCUCUCAACAGCAUCGACUCCGAUGGGUUCUGGAAGGCCAGCUGUCCUCCGUCUUGCACAAGCCCACUGUUGGUCUUCGUCAAUUCAAAAAGUGGGGACAACCAGGGUGUGAAGUUCCUCAGAAGAUUCAAACAGCUACUAAACCCCGCCCAGGUCUUCGACCUCAUGAACGGAGGCCCACACCUCGGCUUACGGUUAUUCCAGAAGUUUGACACAUUCCGGAUUCUGGUUUGUGGCGGGGAUGGAAGUGUUGGCUGGGUCCUCUCUGAAAUCGACAGCCUCAACCUUCAUAAACAGUGUCAGCUGGGAGUGCUGCCGCUCGGCACAGGGAACGACUUGGCCCGAGUGCUGGGCUGGGGCUCAGCCUGCGAUGACGACACCCAGCUCCCCCAGAUCUUGGAGAAGUUGGAGAGAGCCAGCACCAAGAUGCUGGACAGGUGGAGCGUCAUGGCAUACGAGGCCAAGCUCCCCCGGCAGGCCUCCUCCUCUACCGUCACCGAAGACUUCAGCGAGGAUUCCGAGGUACAGCAGAUUCUCUUCUAUGAAGACUCGGUUGCAGCCCACCUUUCUAAAAUCCUCACCUCGGACCAGCACUCGGUGGUCAUCUCCUCGGCCAAAGUGCUCUGUGAGACGGUGAAGGAUUUCGUGGCACGGGUGGGGAAGGCCUAUGAGAAGACGACCGAGAGCUCGGAGGAGUCAGAGGUCAUGGCCAAGAAGUGCUCUGUCCUGAAAGAGAAGCUGGAUUCCCUUCUCAAGACCUUGGACGAUGAGUCCCAGGCCUCGUCCUCUCUGCCCAACCCGCCCCCCACCAUUGCCGAGGAGGCUGAAGAUGGAGAUGGGUCGGGCAGCAUCUGCGGUUCCACUGGAGACCGCUUGGUGGCAUCAGCUUGCCCGGCCCGGCCGCAGAUAUUCCGGCCUCGAGAACAGCUCAUGCUGAGAGCCAACAGCCUGAAGAAAGCAAUUCGUCAGAUCAUAGAACACACAGAAAAAGCUGUCGAUGAGCAGAAUGCCCAGACCCAGGAGCAGGAGGGCUUCGUCCUGGGCCUCUCUGAGUCAGAGGAGAAGAUGGACCACAGAGUGUGCCCGCCACUGUCCCACAGCGAGAGCUUCGGGGUCCCCAAGGGGAGGAGCCAGCGCAAAGUGUCGAAAUCUCCAUGUGAAAAGCUGAUCAGCAAAGGGAGUCUGUCCCUAGGCAGUUCUGCUUCCCUUCCGCCCCAGCCGGGAAGCCGGGACGGCCUGCCUGCGCUCAACACCAAGAUCCUGUACCCAAAUGUCCGGGCUGGAAUGUCUGGUUCCUUACCCGGUGGCUCAGUCAUCAGUCGCCUGUUAAUUAAUGCUGAUCCCUUCAACUCUGAACCAGAAACCCUAGAGUGUUACACAGAGAAAUGUGUCAUGAACAACUAUUUUGGCAUUGGCCUGGAUGCGAAGAUAUCCCUGGACUUUAACAACAAGCGCGAUGAACACCCAGAGAAGUGCAGGAGCCGAACCAAGAACAUGAUGUGGUAUGGAGUUCUUGGAACCAAAGAGUUGCUGCACAGAACCUACAAGAACCUGGAGCAAAAGGUCUUGCUGGAGUGUGACGGGCGACCCAUCCCACUCCCCAGUCUUCAGGGAAUUGCUGUCCUUAACAUUCCCAGCUAUGCCGGAGGAACCAACUUCUGGGGGGGUACCAAGGAAGAUGAUACUUUCACAGCUCCAUCAUUCGAUGACAAGAUUCUGGAGGUGGUCGCCGUGUUCGGCAGCAUGCAGAUGGCCGUCUCUCGAGUCAUCAGGCUGCAGCAUCAUCGGAUCGCCCAGUGUCGCACGGUGAAGAUCUCCAUCCUUGGGGAUGAGGGCGUGCCUGUGCAGGUGGACGGAGAGGCCUGGGUCCAGCCGCCAGGGUACAUUCGGAUUGUCCACAAGAACCGGGCACAGACACUGACCAGAGACAGGGCAUUUGAGAGCACCCUGAAGUCCUGGGAAGACAAGCAGAAGUGCGAGCUGCCCCGCCCUCCAUCCUGUUCCCUGCACCCGGAGAUGCUGUCCGAGGAGGAAGCCACCCAGAUGGACCAGUUUGGGCAGGCGGCAGGGGUCCUCAUUCACAGUAUCCGAGAAAUAGCUCAGUCUCACCGGGACAUGGAGCAGGAACUGGCCCACGCCGUCAAUGCCAGCUCCAAGUCCAUGGACCGUGUGUAUGGCAAGCCCAGAACCACAGAGGGGCUCAACUGCAGCUUCGUCCUGGAAAUGGUGAAUAACUUCAGAGCUCUGCGCAGUGAGACAGAGCUGCUGCUGUCUGGGAAGAUGGCCCUGCAGCUGGAUCCGCCUCAGAAGGAGCAGCUGGGGAGUGCUCUUGCCGAGAUGGACCGACAGCUCAGGAGGCUGGCGGACACCCCGUGGCUCUGCCAGUCCGCAGAGCCCGGCGACGAAGAGAGUGUGAUGCUGGAUCUUGCCAAGCGCAGUCGCAGUGGUAAAUUCCGCCUCGUGACCAAGUUUAAAAAGGAGAAAAACAACAAGAACAAAGAAGCUCACAGUAGCCUGGGAGCCCCGGUUCACCUCUGGGGGACAGAGGAGGUUGCUGCCUGGCUGGAGCACCUCAGUCUCUGUGAGUAUAAGGACAUCUUCACACGGCACGACAUCCGGGGCUCUGAGCUCCUGCACCUGGAGCGGAGGGACCUCAAGGACCUGGGCGUGACCAAGGUGGGCCACAUGAAGAGGAUCCUGUGUGGCAUCAAGGAGCUGAGCCGCAGCGCCCCCGCCGCCGAGGCCUAGCCUCUGUCCUCUCAGCCUGUGGCCUCCACAUCCCCGCCGCCGAGGCCUAGCCUCCGCCCUCUCAGCCUGUGGCCUCUGCGCCUCCUGCCACUGAGGCCCUGGGCGGAUGCUGCAGCCCGCCCCCUUCUCAUGGUGCUACUUCCUCUGUCAGCUACAGAAAGCCUCCGUGACACCGUCCACCAGAGCUCUGGGGUCUCGAACAUAACAACACAGCUACCUUUGAAACAACACUUUCUCCAGCUCAGAGUCACCUGGGGCACAUGUGUCACGGCCACUCAGCUCUCGCCCGCCUGUGCUGUGGGCCAGGGAAUCCAGCGGCGUCUGGCCUCCUGGGCACUGCUUGCCUGGCCUCGUGCUUGGAUUGUCCCGGGGGCUCCUCUCCGUGUGUCCUUCUGUGGCCGCACCGUGUGGCUCCGCCUCCUGGCCCCCAGCCAGUUCUCAGAAACGUGGCUGGGGCCCAGCCACCCUGUGGCUUCACAGCAGCCUGCAAGGGCCCCUGUUUGUUGAUGCAGCUUUUGUUGAACAAAAAUCAUGCUCUUUCCUGGUUUGAAAGUAGCAUGGAUGUUUCCAGUCUUGUUGAUUGUAAUUUGACGUGAAGAGAAAAAAAAAUUCCUCCUGCGUGAGCCAAGGCAGCGGGUGCUGUUUCCCAGGCGGGGAGCCCCUCCCUGGGUGUCACAGGGCCUGUGCUCCUCCCUCCUCCAUCCUCUCUCUUCCUGCUCCUCCCUCCCCCACUGUGGGCUGGGGACGCCUGCCCUUCUGUCUCCGGACGCUCUAGGCGAGUUCAGCUUGGGGUGUGAGUGAGACAGCUCGCCAGCUGCAUCCCUGCAGACAGAGGAUGUGUGUCCACAUGAGUGUUUCUGUGUGGGAAAUGCUUCCUGGCUCUGGGAGACUCUUUCUGCCCAUUCUGUGGUUUCCAGGGAGUGUGGCCCUGGUGGGCCGGGGGUGGUUUGACCUCUUCAGCCCGUCCGGUGGCCUGGAGGCCGGAGGCUCUCCUGAGUGUCUGCCCCUGCAGUGGCUUCUUGUCGCCUGCUGCCGGGCGUGAUGUCACUGGAGGUGCUGGCAGGGACUCUGAUUUGAUGGUCCGCGCUGCCCCUGCCCUGCCUCUGUCCUGGCUCUAAACUAGUAGAUGAUGGUGCCAGAGGGCAGGGAGCUCCCCUGGGGAGAGGGCUGUGCCCCGUAGGGACAGUGCCCAGGUGAAGGAUGCCCCUGGUCCUCCAGGGCACUGACUUUGCCCUUUUUUCCCGUUGAUAGUCAUGGCUCAGAGGUGCUUGUAAAUGUCUUGGGAAGAGGUUUCUGUAACCCCUGCCCUGGUGUGAGGAGGAAAUGGCUCUGGCCUGGCUGCCUGGCCGUGGCUUCUCUUUGGCUCCCAAAGAGAAGGACAGUGUUGGGAGUGUCUGCCGGCGCUGUCCAGGUCCUUUAGUCAGCGUCACUCCAUCUGAUGUGCAGAAGCUGGGCUGCACCUGCGGGGGUGGGCAUAGACCGGGCUGGGUCUGCCGCAGCCCCUGGUCCUGAGCAGGCGGCAGUGAACAGCACUGGCCCACCUCCCACUCACAGCCCCUCUGUCCCCUCUGCAGUGCACCCUGGUGGGCCCCUCUGCGUGCCUUGGGGUGCUCCCCUCUCGUGGUCGUUCUGGGCCAAGGCCCUUAGAGUAUGGAGGCUGAGCCAGGCCUUGGGUUUCCCCAGCACAGCCUCCUGUCCCUGCAUGCGACGUGUUGGGAUUUUUGGAUGAAAGACUCUCCCACGCUCUGUUGGCGGACUUAGCUGCCUCACUGGAAGUGAUGUGGGUGGAAGGUGGUUGUAUGUUACCUUUUCCACCUCUCAUUGUUUUCCCCAGAACAUUUUAGAUGGGGGUUGGCAGAGGGAGAAAUAAGCCAGCCACGGCAGUCGCUUGGUUUCCCAGGUGGAAUGGGCUAACACAGGAGAUGAUGGGAACCUGUCCCACAGUCCCUGCAUGACCAUUGGCCCUGCUGGCCUGGCGGUGUGGGCAUCCCGGGGCUCUUAGAGUCCCAGAACAAGCCCCAGGCAAGCUGGAACUUGGGUGGGGAGGGGACAUGAGGAGGAUAAACAGCUGACUGUGGCUUCAAGGACAUCAGGGCCACCCCAAGUCCUCGGUGUCCUACUCCUGGCAAGGAGUUGGGUUUGGAUCAAAAGUGUUUAAAAUUAAUAUGUUGUCAGUGAUUAGAACAACACUGUUUACAUAAAAACCAUUUUUCUAAUUCUAACAAGUUAGAAUGUGAGGAAGGAAUGAACACAAGUGUUUAGGAACCUGCCCUUUGGUGCUGGGCUGGCGUCCCGCACUGGGGUGUCCUCGCUGUCUGGGGGCUGCUCUGCUGCCCCGGCCCAGGUCCCCUUGUGGUGUUGCCAGACGGGCCUCAUGGUCUGCUGUGCAGAGAGAGGCAGGAAGGAUCCCUGAAGAGUCUUGGAGAAAAGGUUCUGUGCCCUCAGGUGGGGCUUACCCCCUCGUAUUUAUAAUCUUAAUUUAUAUAGUGACCACCGUGGAAACAAAUGCCUCUUGUAUUGUUAUGUACAUAGUCCAUACCUGAGUGCUGUACAUAAGUUGUUCUGUGUAUAAAUAAAACAAGCCUGUUUUUGAUCUUC
Messenger RNA from Pan troglodytes (chimpanzee), 9045 nucleotides. It is a transcript of the gene DGKD, whose product is annotated as diacylglycerol kinase delta. Gene Ontology annotation, biological process: phospholipase C-activating G protein-coupled receptor signaling pathway. The record is from RefSeq and is a predicted model, not a curated record. The transcript is spliced from 30 exons. The coding region runs from base 2788 to 6447 and encodes 1219 amino acids. Gene Ontology annotation, molecular function: protein heterodimerization activity; ATP-dependent diacylglycerol kinase activity; protein homodimerization activity. NCBI's taxonomy places the organism in Eukaryota, Metazoa, Chordata, Mammalia, Primates, Hominidae. Gene Ontology annotation, cellular component: plasma membrane.